Messenger RNA from Arabidopsis arenosa, 680 nucleotides. The record is from the annotation of a GenBank genome assembly. Lineage: Eukaryota; Viridiplantae; Streptophyta; Magnoliopsida; Brassicales; Brassicaceae.
UAUCCUUCCGCAACCAAGUCAAUGGCUUAUCCUUGCGUCAAAAGAAACGUAUUUUCACUUCUUCUACUACUCGUUCUUCUAUCAAUCACCCCUUUGUCUUCAUCUUUGUCUCCGAGUGACAAAGUCACAAAAGACUUACUUUACUACCUCUGCACACAACCGAACAUUGACAGCAGCUUCUGCAUCCCUUGGCUAAACUCUGAUCCAACAACAUUCACCCUCGACGUACAAGGUCUUCUCGAUUUGGUCUUCCAAAAGACGCAAUUGUUGGGCUAUAAGAGCCUAGCGGCGAUAAAAGGCUCAGUGAGAACCAUGCCUGGUUCGACGCUCAAGAUCCCAUUUGAGACUUGCGUGAAAGAUUAUGAAUCAGCCAUUAAAUCGAUCGAGGAAGCUCAAGGGUUUGUGACCUCUAAGGCGUACCCGUUAGCAUCUCAAGGGGCUGCUAAAGCCUUCAUUAGUAUAUCAGUGUGUGAAGCUCAGUUUGAAGGACGGGCUGACGUGCCGGAUUAUGUAGUGAAACUCAAUGUGUUUUUUAAAAGAAUGUGUAACAUUGAUAGGGUUUUCUCCAACGCUUUGACUUCUUGAUUCCUUGCAUCUUUCACCUACAAGAUGGCAGAAACUAUUAAAUGUCAUUCACUCUGUUGUAGUAACUUAAAAACCAAUAAAUGAAUAAAUUCUUA